AUAUACGGGAGAUUAAGGGCCUACGGUUGUUGCAAGUAAAAAACCCUUGGAGUCAUAAAAGAUGGACAGGCGAUUUUAGCCACCAAGACAACGUUCAUUGGACACCAGAGUUAAUGCGGGCGUUAAAUUACGACAGAAGAAGUGCUGCGAGAAGUGAUGAUGGUGUUUUCUGGAUAGAUUUCGAUUCAGUCUGCAAAUAUUUUGACUCUAUGCAUGUGAACGAGAAUCCGGGAUUGUUCGAAUAUAAAGACGUACUGCACGCGUCUUGGUCAAACACAAACAUAGUAAACACUGACACUUUUAAUAUAGGAAACAACCCACAAUAUUCUCUAGAAAUAGUUAACAACAAUACGAAAGCAUCAGCUGUAAGAUUACUUUUGACAAAGCACAUAAUAACCGUGGGUGAGAAUAAAGACCACAUUGCUUUGCAUGUAUAUAAUGACACCGAUGGAAAGAAAAUAUUCUAUCCAAAAGAUCCAAUGAUCCAAGGGCUGUAUGUAAACAGUCCACACAUACUGGUGAGAUUUGACGCUCAGCCAGGUGUUUCAAAGUAUACAGUUGUAGUGGCACAACAUGAAAUGUCAGGACUGUUGUAUUAUACUUUACGAUGCUUCUGCCAGUCACCGUUUACGCUAUGUGAUGUAGUAGACAGCUACCCGAUCGAGAAAGAGGUUAAUGGAUGUUGGACACAACAAACGGCCGGUGGUCAUUCAUCCUUGAUAACGUUUCUUUAUAAUCCACAAUACAAGCUUUCUAUAAAACCAUCUCCUGAAAGUAUAAGAGUGAGAUUAUCACUAGAAGGACCCUUAUCGUAUGCAAUGAACGUAAAAUUAGUUUGGAGCCAGGGAAAAAGAGUUGCUAGCGUAGCAAACAAGGAUAUAGUUGUACAGUCCGGCGGUGAAUACCGUCCUGCAUUCUGUUAUUGCGAAAAGGAGGACGUACAAGCUGGCGACUAUACAAUUAUUGUAUCGACGUAUGAUGCUGGAUUAUGUGGGGACUUUAAAUUGACUGUUGCGAGCAAUUCAGAAUUUCAGAUCAGCGAAAUUCCUUCUGAAGGAGCUGGCAUGUUUAAGAAAGUAAUUAACGGUCAAUGGAUUGGAGGUGUAAGUGCUAUGGGACAUCAAGGGUAUCGUGAUUACUACAGAAACCCGUGUUACCUGCUGCAAAUCAAACAAUUGACUACUGUAAAAAUUCGACUUCAAGCGCGCAACAUUACACCAAUUCCCGCGAUGAAUAUAAAGUUAUUUGAAGCACGAUUACCGCAACACGAAGAUGUCGUGAGAAUAGGCAAAGAAGUCUGUAGUACUGGCGCAUACGUUGAAUUCGUUCAGGGUGUUUGUACGGACGAUGUAGUGCUACCCCCUAGAGAAGAAGGAUAUGUAAUUAUAUUUUCAACAUGGGAGCGCGGAGUUGCCGGAAAUUUUGUAGCAUAUGUUUAUAGUGAUGGGAUCAUCAGCAUAGAAGAGAUAUCACGAUAG
This is a messenger RNA of Paraglomus occultum, 1478 nucleotides long. Lineage: Eukaryota; Fungi; Glomeromycota; Glomeromycetes; Paraglomerales; Paraglomeraceae. The record is from the annotation of a GenBank genome assembly.